This is a messenger RNA of Gadus chalcogrammus (walleye pollock), 3841 nucleotides long. RefSeq lists its product as uncharacterized. Lineage: Eukaryota; Metazoa; Chordata; Actinopteri; Gadiformes; Gadidae. The record is from RefSeq and is a predicted model, not a curated record. The transcript has 8 exons. The coding region runs from base 219 to 1793 and encodes 524 amino acids.
AGGAUUAAAAGGCGGAUGUUGUAUUGUUUACUUCCGUUAUCGCAUCGUCUCCAAUGAAAUCCUGGAGGAGAACGUCUAACCCGAAUCAUCUAACCUGACUCAUUUUACCCGACUCAUCCAUUUCGACUCAUCUCACCCAAUCCAUUGGUCUCACUCAGCGUUGCGUGGAGCAUGUGUUCAGAUUGAGGUCACGUGAAGGAUCCUGGUCGGGGUCCAACAUGGACGUGAGCAUCGCGGUGUCGCUGAUCCGGGGCCAGAUGGGCACGGUGGUGGAGCAAGCGGUGAAUGGGGCAGUUGAGACGGUCCUGGCUGAAAUGCUGCGCAUCGUGGGAGUGAAGUUCGAGGAGCUGAAGGCCCAGGUCGCCACCCUGCAGCGGGACAAGGCGGCAGUGCAGCGGGAGAAGUCUCUGAAGGAGAAGGAAAACGACAAGAUAAGGGCCAUGCUGAGGUACACAGAGCUCAAGCUGAAGUACUACCGCCAGGGGGUUGAGGAAGAGAUCCAACAAAGGGCCACUACCUCGUCUCACCCAAGCAGCCAGAAUGCCUCUCCAUCCUCCACGGCCCGGGGCCUGGAGCCGCCGCCCGGGGAGACGGGGCCCGGCUCCGGGCUGCUUGACCGGACCGCCUCGGAGAACAGCCAAGUAAUCCCCGCCUCCCAGAGUGGCAGUCGGCCCAUGGUCAGAGUUAGCCACCAAUCAGAUGAAGGAUCUGAGGUUACUGAGCUGACCAACCAGACUGACCAAUCAGAUGCCCUGCCUGACGGGCUGCUGGGAUAUGGUGGCUCUGGCCAGGAACAUGGCUCAGAGGACCUGCAUUAUUCUGGGGAUGGACAUGCUUCUGUUCAUGAAAAAGAGGAGGAGGAGGACGGGGAUUGGAUAAUCAGCCUGCAGUCAGGUAUGCAGAGCGCGGCUCCAUCUGCUGGCCAUGCCCCCUUCCCAGCAGACAGCUCAACCCUGCCCUGCUCCACCCCACCUGUUCAGGUGAAGGAGGAGUUUCCUACCUUUCAGGAGGUGUUGUCCAUAAAGGAGGAGCCGGAGGAAGAACAGGUGGGCACUCUGCUGCUGGACUGCCAGGGUAGACCAGCUCACCUCCUGGGGCCAGAGGGUCAGCAGUCAGAAUUCUCUGGAGGCUCGAUGAUGCAGAGGAACCUUCCUGGCCACAUGGCUCAUGGUUUUAACUUCCCAGGGUCCACUUCCUGUAAUGACAACAAUCUGGUGGUCAGUAGAUUGUCAGCCCAAGCAGAGAUGUUUUUAGCCUCUGAGCAGAAACAGUUUGGGGAGCAUCAAGGUGUUUCUGAAGACCCGAUCCUGGGAAUGGGAGAGAACCUUCGCCCCUUCAGCCUGAAGUUGGACCAGGGGGGGGGUCCUUCUCUAGAAGACCCUCUCAAAGGCUUCCUCAGUACCACGCCAGAGACCACCCAGGACCAGGACAAAACCCAAUACCAAACCAGCAUCCAUGAGAGAAAGAACUUCUGCCUGGUGUGCGGGAAGCCUCAGGUCAAGCUGGCGCGCCACCUGAAGGUCCACAAAGGACACCCAGAGAUUGCCCUGGUGCUCGGCCUCAAACCGUCGUGUCAGAAACGGAAGGUGCUGCUGGAGCAGCUGAGGAAUCGGGGCAACUUCUUGCACAACAGUAGGGUGGUAGCCGGGGGCGCGGGGCUGCUGAAAGUCAAGCGGAGACCAAAGGAAGGGCGGACCAGGAGCUACGGCUGCUGUCGGUUCUGCCACGGCUCCUUCGUCAGUACGGACCUCUGGCGCCAUCUGAUGAGGUGUCCCUGUAGGAAGAACACUUGACAUGAGCUCUGACGCUCAUCUCCAAAUGACGAAAUAGUCAAAAAUAUUGUGGUGCCAAAACUAGAUAAACCUAGCCAUGAGACCAUCCUGAUCACGUGACAUCCCAUGAGCUAUGCUACACAGACCAAUAUGGACUUCCGCCCACAUUGAUUUCCUGAAACCACAAUGUAAUCGGGCCGAUCAAGGUGUCGUAUAGGGUGGUUUGAACCAAAUUCGGUAGUCUAGUGCAAAAAAAAGAAAUGCCUUUCGCAGGUGCAUUUAUUUAUUUAUUUUUAAUGUGUGCUAACAAAAGCGAUUUCCAUCCUUCUGCUUAGCCUAGAAAGCUUUUGUCACAUCAUGCCUGAUGAACAAUAAACUUUUCACACCUUAAAGUUAACGUCAGCCGCGAUGCGAAUGUGCAGCGUAUUGCCACUGCAUAAGUGAAAAGAUGGCACACUCGACCUAUAAACUAUACUUUUAUAGGUUGCUGGUAUAACCUAUAUACCUGCCUAUAGCCUUGUGAAGACAGGCUUUAUAUCUGAAUAUCGGAUUUAAUUAGACGGUUGAAUUUUACUGGGAGAUUUACUUUUAUUUAAUAAUUUUAAUUCCAACGUAACAUAGUGUAGCGAAUGGAUUCAUGGAUAAGGGGGAUUAUGAUGAGUGCAUUCUUUAAUUUAUCCAUGCUUUAAGACGUUUUUUGAGGUUUCCCUUUUCACAGUGGUGGACAGUAACAAAGUAAUUUGUUACUGUACUUAAGUUACUUUUUAGCUUAUCUGUACUUUACUUGAGUGUGAUUCUUUUCUGAGACUUUAUACUUUUACCCAAAGACAUUUCGUAGGGGAAAAUCUUACUUUUUACUCCACUACAUUCCAAAAACCUGUCGUUCCUUUCAACGUUCCUUUCCACGACAUGCAUGCAUGACUAAAGACACAGCUAACCAUUGCGGACAUCGUGGACCCUAAACAACAUCAAUAUACAACACCUAGAAACACCAUGUCAAGCCUAAAGGGUUACGUUAAAAUUAUUAAUCGUUUGAAAUACGAUUGUUGUAUAUCGGGCAUUUAUCUGUGGGGACUCCCGUUUAUAUGGCUAGAGGCUAGUUACUUUCUACAUAUCCAGGUGUACUCCAGGUAGAAGCUAAAUGCGAAAAACAAUGCUUGCCUGUCCAAUAGUAAUUAGGGGCGACGGAGGGCCAUCAGAUCUGUCACUCAAACCUCUACCACCUAAACAGUUUGAUAUGCCCUGCUCGCGGAAGGUUACCGUAAGCCGUCCACGAGCCGGGCAUAUCAAACUGUUUAUUGCCCUGCCUCUCGGUGAUUAUUCCUUACUUGUAGUUCUACAUAAAUGUAAGAUCAUUUUAUGCAUGAAUAUUUUGAGGAUUGUUUUAGCUCAUGUACCAAACAUACAUUGUCUGUGGCUGUGUCACACACACACACACGCACUCUAUUUAACAUUUCUUUACAUCUAUGUGGCUUUACUAAAACAUAUUUUCAACCUCACUUUGCGCUUCAGCCAACGCACAUUCUGCAGGAAAUGCAUUUUCUAGUUUCCAUUGAUAUCACUAUCAGAUAACACAAAUAGAAAACAUUGUAUUGAGAGUUUUUUUAUUUGACUGUGUAUAAAGGACAUGGCAAGACAUUGGAACUACAUUACACCAAACUACUUUUGAUACUUAAGUACAUUUGAGCCUAGUACUUUUAUACUUUUACUUAAGUCCUUCCACUUUUACUGGAGUAAUAUUUUACACUAGGUAUUUCAACUUUUACUUAAAGGUUGGGUAUGGGAUUUGCGAAACGGCAGCAGAUUUUGAAAUCGCAUAACUCAAAUGGUCCUACCCCCUCUCCUUCAACGCUGACUCUGACUCCACCCAUUCCAAGUACAUGGACGCGCAAUCAUCAACGAGCGCGAACACAGAUGCGCGAGAGCGAGCCAGACUAGUUAGGUUGGAGUUUAGGGUUGUCUUCUAGGUCCAAAUGUGGAUUACCUAGUUAGCUAGCUGCAGUAGCUACCGCAGGAUAACAACAAACAGAAGCUUGCUCUGGGUCAUGAGCUUUGAGUACGUGCACAAA